CACAAGUCAUCCGCGAACCAUUGUCCGGUGUAGACACACGGCGUGCUUUCUGUGGGCCCGGUUCGCGCUAGCGUCUAAACAAAGUUAAACACCGGCCGUCGUCCGUUGGGUGAGGGAGUUUUUUCGGGCGUUUGAAGUGGUUAAUGUGUUACGUUCCGAAUGAUCGGAAGUGAAAUGUGAGCGUCUUCUGUGUGGUGUGGAUUUUAUUUUCGCGUCUCAAUGUUGGUUUUUUGGUUAUGCGUCCUGCAUCGAGCAAAGCAGAGCUUCCCGGGAGCUGAACAGUGUGUUUGGUGUGAUUUCAGUGAACUGUGAACUUGUGCAUUUCUUUUCUAUAUGUGAUGUAGAGUGAAAUUUUGCGUACAAUAGCCCUUGCCACAGUUAUCUAACCGCAUUGGGUGUGUGUGUUGUGAAUAGAAAAUUGAAAAAUAAUUGACGAUCGCAUUAAAAAGCAAUUAAACGGCCGCCUGUGCAUGUAAACGACCGUGUAAAAGAUGUCGACCAAAAUCAGCAACGGCAGCAGCGGAGGUGGGAUCAACACUGCACCCAACACGACCUCAAUCGCUACUACCAACAAUAACAACAACAACAACAACGACUCGCCGGAUGUACAGGUCACCGUUAAGGAUCUUCCUAUCUCGUUUAAGGUAAAAUAUCUCGGAAGUCAACCCGCCACAGGACUUUGGGGAAUCAAACACACGAGGCUACCAGUAGAUCAUUUAGUCAGCGUUGCCAAAAACUUACCACCAAAUCGGAUUCUUCCCUUCUGUAACCUUACCGUCUCGCUGGACGGUGUUAAGAUCGAGUCCAUCACCUCCAAACUGACAUCGGUAUCGAACUUCACGAUCGAUACGAUCUCGUACGGCGUGCAGGAUCUCGUCUACACGCGAGUAUUUGCAAUGAUCGUCGUCAAAGAGAACUACAACCUAAAGGAGAAAAAUCCAUUCGAUGUGCACGCAUUCGUGUGUGACAGUAGAGCAAUGGCACGGAAGCUUACAUUCGCCCUAGCUGCCUCCUUUCAGGAUUACUCCAAGCGGGUGAAGGAAGCGGAAGAAAAGAACGGUGGCAGUGGGUGCGAUACGGAGAAAUCACUGCGAAAGAAGUUUGCCAUCGAUCUGCGGACGCCGGAAGAGAUGCAGCAGGACAUUACGGAGCAGGAGACGGAAGCGUGAUUGAAAGUGGAAGUGGUUCCACACAGCAACAACAACAACAACAACCAACAGAACAUUCACACGGGACCAACCUGAGUGCAAAUCCUAGUCCUAGUAUGCUAACCUGAACCGCUGAAACCUGAAACCGCGUACCAACAGAACGCACGCACUGUACCAAAAUGUUUAAUUUGUGUUUGCCUUUUUGUGUUUGCUUUUCGUAGCGCGUGUUUUUUUCCAUUGUUCGUACCGCUUGCAUGAUUUUAUACUAGUUGUAUAAUUUUAAAACUGAAACAAUCACACGAACCAGGCUUCCUAAAUCGAUCGUAGUUUGUCGAUAGUAGGUACGGUGCGAUCUGCGCAAUUUCAGUAACGGAUGCGCAGAAAUCUUAGAGGUUAUAGAAUGAAAGAAACAUACGUUGAAUAGAUUGAUAAGUAAUAUGAGGAAGGCUGGCAGGCUGCCCUCCUUAAGCUAACAGAGGCGAGUGAUUUUAUUUCAAUAAACAUUUGUGAGUGCA
Molecule: messenger RNA, 1663 nt
Organism: Anopheles arabiensis
Lineage: Eukaryota; Metazoa; Arthropoda; Insecta; Diptera; Culicidae
Exons: 5
Coding region: 492-1169 (225 amino acids)
Source: RefSeq, a predicted model, not a curated record